AUGGUCUCCAUAUCUAAACUGCGCAGAGAAGAAUUGACAGCAAUCAUUGCUCAAGAACUACAUAUAGAUGUUGCUUUUCCUUGCUUUUCUGUUAAAGAGCAGUAUGGCUCUACGGCUUGCUGUGUGGUCCAUAAACAUUGGUUUACUGCCCUAAGGCAGUCCAAGCUCGGUGAAAUCACAAAAAUCAACAAACAUGCUGCUGCUCGCUCUCCCUUAAAUAACCUUUCGGAUCAAACUAACGAUCAUCAAACUUCAACGACCAACGUACUAGUCACUGUGUAUUUGAAGCAAAAUUUAUCUGACCUCAAACUUAGUAAACCGCAAUUAUAUGCUCGAAAUAUUUCCGAAAACAGUUUUAACUACUCUUUUAAUUUCCAUGAGCGAGGUGACUUACCUUUAAGAUAUUUUCUUAAAGAACAACUUGAAGGAAAACCGUUACUAAGUUUGGCUGAUAUUGAGGAACAAUACAAUAAUUACACAUCUAUAUUUUCUGAUCAUGAUUUUCAAAAUCCUGAAAAUUUGUCUGAAUUGGAUGUCGAACUGGCUAGGCAAAAAGCAUUUGUGAAAAAAUUUAUAGAAAUAUUAUAUCCAGAAAGUGCUUAUUUUCGAAUCGUAUCCCAGCCUGAAAAUGUUGAUGAUAUUUUAUUUGUAGAAGCUGUUUCUCAACCUGACUGGUCUUCAGAUAUGCCUAUAACAACAAGUCCAAACAUUAUUGAUGUCUUUGCAGUCUUGGAAUCUGAGCGUGCAUAUUACUUUAUGGCUCCAUAUAGUGGCACUACUUUAGAAGAUUUGCUAAAAUAUAGUUCCGGUGUAUUAAAUUCUAAUGUAAAAAAAUCUUUUAUCCUAUACCAAUUAUUAAGAACCGUUCAAAAUCUCCAUAUGAGAGGUGUUAUUCAUGGAGGGCUUAAACCAUCUAACAUUUUGGUGGAUGAAAAUCUAUGGGUGACGCUUACGGGAUUUGAAUGUUCCAUACCAAAAACUGAAGAUUUAUCAGAUAAAACAAAUCAACAUAUGAAUCAUGAUUUUUCUUUGGAAAAUAUUCCAAAAGAAAUUCAAAAUGAUUCUCUCACAAUGAAAUGGGUACAUGGAAAUAUAUCAAAUUUUGAUUAUAUAAUGGCUUUGAAUCAUCUUGCGGGCAGAAGGAUUGGUGACCCAAAUUUUCAUCCAAUUUUUCCAUGGAUUACGGAUUUUACUGGUGCAUCUGUUUCAGAAAAUUGGCGGGAUUUUACAAAAACUAAAUUUCGCCUAAACAAAGGCAAGGCAAAUAUAAUUCGAUUAUUAAAUAGAUUCAAACAAUUGGAUUUUACAUAUGAUGGACCAGUACCUCAUCAUAUCACCGAUAUAUUAUCUGAUAUCACUUAUUAUGUGUAUCUAGCUCGAAAAACUCCUAUUCCGGUGUUAUGUCAGUAUGUAAGAACAAAAUAUGAACCGAACGAGUAUCCAUCCUCAUUACAAAGAUUGUUCGAAUGGACUCCUGAUGAAUGUAUCCCAGAGUUUUACACAGAUCCAAGUAUUUUUACUUCAAUACAUCCGGACAUGCCGGAUUUACAACUUCCAACAUGGGCUUCUUCGGCUGAAGAAUUUAUACGCAUUCAUUCGGAAGCUUUAGAAAGCGAUCAUGUAUCGAAAAAUUUACACAUUUGGAUUGAUUUGACUUUCGGGUGUAAACUUAGUGGUAAUUCACAAAUUACGGUUAUAUAUUACUUGAUAGGUGCUGACGCGGUUGAAGCAAAAAAUGUUGCAUUACCGCUUUUGGACGGUCAAAAUUCCUUUAUGAAGCACGGGAUCACUCAACUUUUUUCGGAUCCACAUCCACAGAAAAUUGUGAUAUCUGAUAGUAAUAAAAGACCUGUAAAUAUUAAUGGCAGUAUGUCAUUAUUAGAAAAAUAUGAAAGUAUCUCGAGUAAAAAGCGAAUACAACUCAAGCCUACGGAUUCGAAUAAACAAUUAGCUGAUGUCGUUGGAGAUUUGUUAGGAUCUGAAAAGACCAUUGGAAAAUAUCAAACUGUAUCUUCGCGAUUAAAAUCACCAAAGUUAGCUCCUACUUCAAAACAAUUAUCGCUGUACGAUGUUGUUUCACAUGAUGAAAAGGAUCAGAAAGAACCUACUUCUCGGUUUGAAGCUUUAUCCGCAUAUAUUAAUUCUUUUCCGAUACAUUUACCGAAUGAUAUUGGUGAUGAGUGCUUUAUUGAAAGCCUGAACAAUUUUGAACAAGCACAUUCUUUUUCUGCAAAAUAUCUUCUACACAAGUGUAUAAAAAACGAGUAUUCACAGCAUUUUGGUAAGAUUCAGAGUAGUCAUAAACAAGGCACAACAAAUGAAACAGUUGAACAAUAUUUUGCAUAUGGACGGGCAUGGGAUGCUUAUUGCCUUGGAGAAAUCAUUCAAAGUAUAUAUUCUAUUGUAAAAAAUGAUGCCGGAAUAUCAACUCUUUCAAUACACCAACAUCAAACUGGUGCAUAUCAAAAUGACCUUUUUAAGCUACCACUUUCCGUGCAAAAAGUUGUGUCAUCAUUAAUGUCUCCAAAUUGGAAACAACGUCCUUCAAUUGAUGCUUUACUUUAUUCAUCCGUUCCUGUAAUGGGUUUAUAUGAUGAAGGUUUAACCUUGCCAUUGCCAGAAUGUGUUCCUGAAGUUUAUGAAUUCUUGACCGAUUUUCAUCGGGUCUUAGUGCUACUGUUUACAGUUGAUAUUAUAAAAAUUGAAGCCUUGAAUAUUUUUUCAAGUCUCGGACAAAGAUUGGGUCAAGAUGACACAAAGACUUACCUUUUGAAACCAAUAAUUUCCUUAUUUGAAUCGUCGCGACCUUCAAUACCUAAAGCAUUAUUUCAUCCCGUCAUUGUUACAGAAUUUGUGUACCGAUUUGGCAUCACGAAUUUCUUACAGCAACUUUUCCCUCUUUAUUUAGAAGCGCUAACUAUUGAAGAUAAUAUUUCACCUUAUGAUUUCAAUGACGCAAAACUUUCAUUUGCACAAAAAUCAAAUUCUUUAAAUGAUAUGAUUUCAAGUCCAGCUUCUGCACCUGAUGAUCCGUCAAGUUUGGAUCACGCAUUGCCAUUAGUAGCACAGUUCGCAAAUUCUGCUUUGGUCGAUAUCUGGGCCUAUUUUAACAUCCAAACAUAUAAUGAGGCAAAUUUACAAACUGUUGCUCAAAGAAAGUUCAACUUUAGUAAUUACGAUUAUUUUAUAGGAAAUCAAUUUGGUGAAACAUUUACUCAUUUGCAAUUCACCCAAGUUAUUUCAGUAAUUCAGCAAUACAGUUCAUUACCCAUGAAUAAGAGAAAUUAUUCUAUAUUAUGUAAUCAUUUAUUUCUUCUAGAAAAGCUCACCACAUUAAUGCCAACGCCUAAAGUAUUAGCAGAAAUAGAAUCUGGAUUCUCUGAUACUUUAAUAAAACUUUUAGUUCAAUUCAAUAAUGAUGAUUCUCUUAAUCAAAACAACAAACCUGUAGAUAAAAGCUCAUUUAAGGGCACAUCAAUUAAUAUAUUAAAAAAUCAAUUAUCUAUUAGUAUGAAAAGUGCAGGGUUCUUACUGCAUGUUUGUAAUAAUGUUGAUAAAACAGAUUGGGAGCGUAGUGUAAGGCAAACUGAUUUUUAUAGCAGUAAAUAUUUUGAAACUUUUGAAAAAUCAUUAGAAAGUUUAGGCAUGGAAGAAUUUGAGCAAGAAAGAAAUAAUCAGAUUAUGUAUACAUACUCACAAUUAUGUAUUCUGUUUGAUCAAGAAUCUGUACGGGAGGCUAUUCCUGCUAGCGAGGCAAUCGAACUUGCAACAUGUGGUUCAUCCGAAUUAAGUGCUUUAUUACUUUCGGUACCAAUACGGUCACCGCCUGAAAACCAUUUAUCCAGUGAUCGUGCUAGCAUUGCAUCAAGAUCCUCUUCUCAGGACAAAAGUGCUAGCCCAAGUACACCUAGGUUUAUUGCAAAUUUGGAAGAUAAAAAACAAUUGACUUUGAAUGCUGGGAUAUUAUCAACAAAAGAAGUUACAACUGCAAUAUCAGCCACCACUACAUUGAAUAAGACUUUUUCAUUGUUUGCAGGUGAAGGAGCUAGUAGAAAACUACAUGAUAUUAAUCAUCAAGUUGCUAAUGGAGUGUCCGUAAAAAAUGUUGCUACACCUGUGAAGAAUAAUAACUUAUCAAACGCUGGACCCGCUAAAAAACUUAAAGGAAUUAACCUGUCUUGGAGAACAAAGAGCUCAUCUAAUGAAGACUUAAAGAACUGGACUCGGUUUUUAUCAACAAAUUCAGAAGAAAUGUCGAACUCAUUACAAUUUACUUUUAAUGACUUGAAGCUUCGUACUUUUUCUGGUCAUUCGUCAGCUGUUCGUUCUUUUGAUGUCAAUGAACAUGCUCGGCUAAUAGCGUCUGGUUCAAAAGAUCGCACAGUAAAACUUUGGUCAUUAGACUUUCAUAACGGAAUAGAAAACUCAGAUAAUGAACCAUUUUCUGACUGUUUGAUUACAUACAAUGGACAUAAAAAGACUAUAGUCAGCGAUGUUCAUUUUAUCAGUGGACGAGGUGGUGGUUGGGGGCUUGGAGAUGUUAUUGCUAGCAAUGAUGGGCAGAUACAUGUAAAUAUUAUAAAUGAUAGAACACCAUAUUUAUCUAUCAAACCGAUAUUUAGAUCCAGAUCCCUUGUUAGUGGAUUAGGAGAUACUUCCAUCGCGUAG
Cetraspora pellucida is the source of this 4668-nucleotide messenger RNA. The record is from the annotation of a GenBank genome assembly. NCBI's taxonomy places the organism in Eukaryota, Fungi, Glomeromycota, Glomeromycetes, Diversisporales, Gigasporaceae.